CUCGCCUGGCCCCGCCCUUUUCGCCCUGCACGAGGAGGCUGUGCGGACGGCUCGGCGGGCUGCGGGAGACGUGGGGAGGCCGCCGCCAUGCCGCAGAACGAGUACAUCGAGCUGCACCGCAAGCGGUAUGGCUACCGCCUGGACUACCACGAGAGGAGGAGGAAGAAGGAGGGCCGCGAGGCUCAUGAGCGGUCCCGGAAGGCCAAGAAGAUGAUCGGGCUAAAGGCGAAGCUCUACCACAAGCAGCGGCAUGCUGAGAAGAUACAGAUGAAGAAGACCAUUAAAAUGCAUGAAAAGAGAAAUACCAAGGAAAAGAACGAUGAAAAAACACCUAAAGGAGCUGUACCAGCGUACCUUCUGGACAGAGAGGGCCAAUCUCGGGCUAAGGUUCUCUCCAACAUGAUCAAGCAGAAAAGAAAAGAAAAAGCUGGGAAAUGGGAAGUUCCUGUGCCAAAGGUCCGUGCACAGGGAGAAACAGAAGUUUUAAAAGUAAUUCGCACAGGAAAGAGAAAGAAGAAGGCCUGGAAGAGAAUGGUUACAAAAGUUUGUUUUGUUGGAGAUGGCUUUACUAGGAAGCCUCCUAAAUAUGAACGAUUCAUCCGACCAAUGGGCUUACGUUUCAAGAAGGCACACGUGACUCAUCCGGAACUUAAAGCUACUUUCUGCCUACCUAUCCUUGGUGUGAAAAAGAAUCCUUCUUCUCCUUUGUAUACAACACUGGGUGUCAUUACCAAGGGGACCGUUAUAGAGGUGAACGUGAGCGAGCUUGGCCUUGUGACACAAGGGGGCAAAGUUAUCUGGGGGAAAUACGCACAGGUAACAAACAAUCCAGAAAAUGAUGGCUGUAUCAAUGCAGUUCUACUCGUCUGAGUUGUGUUCGGCGCCAAGUAUUCGGACAGGGGCUCCUGCAAAAGCAGUGCAGUUUCAGCAGGUUUGCAAGAACUCUGGAACCACUCUGGAACCCUCAGCCAUUCACAAAGAUGGAUCCCACGAGCUGAUGAAGAGGCUAAAUGUGCCAGAGCUGACUGCUUAGGUUUUUGUGUUUGUUGGUUU
Messenger RNA from Dryobates pubescens (Downy woodpecker), 1053 nucleotides. RefSeq names its product NSA2 ribosome biogenesis factor (gene NSA2). The record is from RefSeq and is a predicted model, not a curated record. The coding region runs from base 88 to 870 and encodes 260 amino acids. Gene Ontology annotation, cellular component: nucleolus; preribosome, large subunit precursor. The transcript has 6 exons. Gene Ontology annotation, biological process: maturation of 5.8S rRNA; maturation of LSU-rRNA. Lineage: Eukaryota; Metazoa; Chordata; Aves; Piciformes; Picidae.